AUGCAGUUGACCGUCAUCUUUCUCACCGCCACCGCGGCUCUCUCAGUCGCGGCCUCGUCCGACUUGGACCAGAAAAUUCUCAACGAGAAAAUUGAGUGCCCUGGCAACUCCAGCUGGGACAAGAUCGAAAAGAUGUGCAAGUGCGGCAGAGGCGAGGACUUUGACAUCAGGGCUAACCGGUGCCUCCGCGCCGAGGCCAAGGUUGACGGCGUCCCUAAGUGUCGUGCCAACGAGCGCCUUUACUGCGUCCGUGGGAAGGAUGAUUACGUCCAGUUCGACCACAACGACCCUUUCUGCUCGCAAAUGGAGGAUAGAAAGAUCUUCUGCGCCCGCGAAAACAAUCCCUCCCAGGUCUUCCCCAGCGGCGUCCGCCCAGGGCAGGAGUCUGACCAGCUCAACAUCCCCCAGGGGAACAACAUCGCCGAGGAGAGCAAUACCCUCAAGGAGGACACCGGGCGCCCCGAAAGAGGGCGCGGCAGCUGUGAUGACCCUCGCCGGUGGAACGACUGCAAGAGACAAUGCCAGUGUCGUCUAGGUAUGGACCGGGACGCCGCCAUGAACGACUGCUACUGCCGCCGCUACUUCACUGAGCCCUCCUGUCCUGCUGGGAAGAAGCCCUUCUGUGUCAGGGGCAGGUUCGAGUGGGCGAGAUGUAGAAAGGACGAUAUGCCGAUUCGCUGCAUCAACACCGGGAAGAACUACGUCUUUUGCUGCCAGUUCAGGAAGGAGGCAGGUGUACGGGAGAGGGUCAUCGACAUCCGGAGGUGCGUUAUCGCUCUCAAGCACUACGAAGAGCGCCGAAAGGGCGCGCGCUAA
Messenger RNA from Sodiomyces alkalinus F11, 816 nucleotides. RefSeq lists its product as hypothetical. The record is from RefSeq and is a predicted model, not a curated record. Bases 1 to 816 code for a protein of 271 amino acids. The transcript has 4 exons. NCBI's taxonomy places the organism in Eukaryota, Fungi, Ascomycota, Sordariomycetes, Glomerellales, Plectosphaerellaceae.